Messenger RNA from Puccinia graminis f. sp. tritici CRL 75-36-700-3, 1040 nucleotides. RefSeq lists its product as uncharacterized. Lineage: Eukaryota; Fungi; Basidiomycota; Pucciniomycetes; Pucciniales; Pucciniaceae. Gene Ontology annotation, cellular component: membrane. The transcript is spliced from 8 exons. The coding region runs from base 30 to 1040 and encodes 336 amino acids. The record is from RefSeq and is a predicted model, not a curated record.
AGCUCGGCGUGACGCAUGAGCUAGGCUUAAUGUACCCAAAAUCCAACCUGGCUGGGAUCCCGUCUCUCAAUGGACUGUUCUCUGCUGCAAUCCCGGCCAUCCACACCGCCAAACUCACUCCGGACUUCAGCUACCAACCGAUGCCGACUCAAUCACGAUCUUUAUAUGCUCUCUUGACUUUCCCAGCCGGUCUGAUUGCCUUCAGCUUUGGCUUCUUUCGACUAGGAUUCUUAGACGCCCUACUCUCCAAAGCGACCCUCCUCAGAGGUUUCGUCACCGCCAUCGCUGUCGUCACAGCCAUCGAACAGCUCCCAUCCCUCCUCGCACUGGCUGCACUCGAAAAGGAGCAGCAAGCCAUCAACACCCAAGGAUCGGUCGAGAAACUCAUCUGGACUCUCGCUAACUGCCCCGGUUUGAAAUAUCUACCCGAGAUCCUCAGCAAGCUUCGUCACCAAUCUCUACAACUGGAACCAAAACGCUGUCGCCGUCCUCGGUUCAAUAUCAAUCAGCAAACUUCGAAUCGAUUUACCGUGGAAAGGCGUCUCGAAAAAACUUGGCAAAGAUACGCUCGGUACAGCAACCACACUCUCUGCAGCCUCAUGGAUUCAAUCGUCGCCGCAAAGGAUCCUACUGCGAUGAGAGUCAGAAUCUUAGGUCGUCAUCCAAUCACUCGCACCUGGGAGCCGAUCGAUACCAAGAAGACUGAAAGUGCGGAGGUGGCCAGAGAAAUCGAAGAAGAAAUUCCUGGCGUGGUUCGAAAGAAAGAUCGCGGUGAUUGGAAAUGUCGGCGUGCGUACAUCCAAAUUUCAAACCUCGUUUUUCAAGAUCACUUGUUCACCCUUCUCUUACCUCUUUUAAUCUUGAGAGAAAUCCUGCAAGAGUACAUCGAUCGACUUGUGAUCAUUGGGAUUUCUCACAUCAAGCCUAUAAAUCGCUAUGAAGUCUUCCAGAAAGCUGGGAUUCUUAGCGUGGUCGGCGAAGACCAAUUGUUAGCUCAUGUUAAUCAAGUACUCAAAACUGCCCAAAAAGCAACUCUUUGA